This is a messenger RNA of Postia placenta MAD-698-R-SB12, 1080 nucleotides long. RefSeq lists its product as hypothetical. Gene Ontology annotation, molecular function: 5S rRNA binding; structural constituent of ribosome. Gene Ontology annotation, cellular component: cytosolic large ribosomal subunit; ribosome. The record is from RefSeq and is a predicted model, not a curated record. NCBI's taxonomy places the organism in Eukaryota, Fungi, Basidiomycota, Agaricomycetes, Polyporales, Adustoporiaceae. The transcript has 6 exons. Bases 18 to 935 code for a protein of 305 amino acids. Gene Ontology annotation, biological process: translation; ribosomal large subunit assembly.
CUCAACACUCCCUCAAGAUGCCAUUUGUCAAGAAGGUCAAGUCGGACGCGUACUACUCCCGCUUCCAGGUCAAGUACCGUCGCCGGAGAGAGGGCAAGACUGAUUACUACGCCCGCAAGCGACUUGUCACUCAGGCGAAGAACAAAUACAAUGCGCCGAAGUACCGCCUCGUCGUCCGCUUCACAAACAAGCAGAUAAUUGUCCAGAUCGCAUACGCGCGCCUGCAGGGUGACUUUGUGUUGUGCGCUGCUCGGUCGACUGAGCUCCCGAGAUACGGUAUCAACCAUGGCCUCACUAACUGGACUGCUGCGUACGCAACCGGUCUCCUCUGCGCUCGUCGUGCGUUGACGAAGCUUGGCCUGGCGGACAAGUAUGAGGGUGUGGCAGAGCCUGAUGGCACGCUCUCCAUGACUGAGGCUCUUGACGAGGAGGACGCACCUCGGCCAUUCAAGUGCUACCUUGACGUCGGUCUCAGGCGCACGUCGACGGGUUCGCGUGUGUUUGGUGCGCUCAAGGGUGCAAGCGACGGUGGGAUCUACAUCCCCCACAAUGACAAGCGCUUCCCUGGCUACGACGUUGAGAGCAAGGAGUUGGACGCCGAGGUACUCAAGAAGUACAUCUUCGGAGGUCACGUCGCUGAGUACAUGGAGUCUCUCGAGGAGGAAGACGACGAGCGCUUCAAGAAGCAAUUCGCGACCUACCUUGCGGACGGCGUUGGCUCUGAGGACAUGGAGGAGAUCUACACGAAUGCGUACGCUGCCAUCCGGGAAGACCCCACCUUCAAGCCCACCGAGAAGACCAAGGACUGGAAGGAGGAGAGCAAAAAGCACCGCACUGUCAGGCUCACGUUGGAGCAGCGCAGGGAGAGAAUCCAGGCCAAGAUCGAGGCCUUCCAGGCAGGCGCGGGUGCCGAGGAGGACGAGGACGAGGAGUAGGCUGUGGUACUUUCUAUCAUGCUUUGUCGGUGCUCUAUUGCAUAUGUAGCUCUCUAGGAGCGUCAUUUAUGAUCCACAAAACGCAGGCCAUGCUAUGCCAUCCAUACCCAGGUUGCUCAGCAUGACUGGGUUGGGUUUUACCACA